This is a messenger RNA of Monopterus albus (swamp eel), 7875 nucleotides long. It is a transcript of the gene myo7ba, whose product is annotated as myosin VIIBa. The transcript has 47 exons. The record is from RefSeq and is a predicted model, not a curated record. Gene Ontology annotation, molecular function: protein binding; cytoskeletal motor activity; ATP binding. Gene Ontology annotation, cellular component: cytoskeleton; myosin complex. Bases 17 to 6646 code for a protein of 2209 amino acids. Lineage: Eukaryota; Metazoa; Chordata; Actinopteri; Synbranchiformes; Synbranchidae.
AAUCCACAUUUCAACCAUGCUGCAUUUGAGUAAGGGUGAUUUUGUAUGGGUGGAUUCUGGUUCCGGGGUACCAAUCGGUGCGGAGGUCAAGGUGACAGACACAGGACAGCUGCAGCUGAUCGAUGAUGAAGGAAAGGAGCACAAGAUCAAGAAGUUGGAGGGUAGCAUCCGGCCCAUGCACCCCACCUCUGUGAAGGGUGUGGACGACAUGAUACGGCUUGGUGAUCUCAAUGAGGCGGGGCUUCUCAGGAAUCUCCUGGUGCGACACAAAGAAGGCAUCAUCUAUACAUACACAGGCUCCAUUCUGAUUGCAGUCAACCCUUACCAGCUGCUGCCCCUCUACACCACUGAGUACGUGCACAUGUACACAGAUCGACGGCUGGGUGAAUUACCGCCACACGUCUUCGCCGUCGCAGACAGCUGCUUUUUCAACAUGCGACGCAACCGGAAGAACCAAUGCUGUGUCAUCAGCGGAGAGUCAGGGGCAGGGAAGACUGAGAGCACCAAGCUGAUGUUGCAGUUCCUGGCCGCAGUGAGCGGCCAGCACUCCUGGAUAGAGCAGCAGAUUCUUGAAGCCAACCCCAUCUUGGAGGCGUUUGGUAAUGCCAAAACAAUCCGCAAUGAUAACUCCAGUCGUUUUGGGAAGUACAUUGACAUAAACUUCACCAAGGGUGGGGCCAUCGAAGGGGCACGUAUUGAGCGGUACCUGCUGGAGAAGUCCAGAGUUUGUCGUCAGGCACCUGAGGAAAGAAACUACCACAUCUUUUACUAUAUGCUGAUGGGCAUGCCAGCUGAGCAGAAAAAGAUCCUUUCCCUUGGGAGCGCUGCUGAGUACAACUAUCUGACCAUGGGUAACUGCACCAGCUGUGAAGGCCGUGAUGAUGUGAAGGAGUAUGCUCACUUCCGUUCUGCUCUGAAGAUCCUCAUGUUCACAGAAAAUGACACCUGGGAAAUCUCCAAAAUGCUUGCUGCUAUCCUUCACCUGGGCAAUGUGGACUUCGAGGGCACCAUAGUCAAUAACCUGGAAGGCUGCUCUAUCCUCAAAUCAUCCCAUUUCAAAAUGGCCAACCAACUUUUGGAGGUGGAUCCCACAGCGCUGGAGAACAGUCUGACUCAGCGCUCCUUCAUGACUGCCAGGGAGAGCGUGACUAGAUCUCUGACCUCCGCCCAGGCCGUGGAUGGCAGGGACGCCUUUGUCAAAGCUAUUUAUGGAAGACUUUUCAUAUGGAUUGUGGACAAAAUUAACUCUGCCGUUUACAAACCACCUGAGGAUUCCAACGAGGUUCGACAGUCAAUAGGGUUGCUUGACAUCUUUGGCUUUGAGAACUUCAGCAGAAACAGCUUUGAGCAGCUGUGUAUUAACUUUGCCAACGAGCAGCUGCAGCAGUUCUUCGUCAAGCAUGUUUUCAAGUUGGAACAGGAGGAGUAUGCCCGUGAAAACAUUGUUUGGAAGCACAUAGACUUCAAGGACAACCAGCGUACACUGGAUGUCCUCGCCACCAAGCCCCUCAACAUCCUGGCUCUUAUUGAUGAGGAAAGCAACUUCCCCAAGGGCACAGAUACGACCAUGCUCCAAAAAAUGAAUCAGCUCCAUGGGAAAGGGGAAAUCUAUAUCCCCCCCAAGAACAACUAUGAGACACAGUUUGGAAUCCAGCAUUUUGCUGGAGUGGUCUACUAUGAUUCACAAGGUUUCCUUGAGAAAAACCGUGACGCCCUUAGCUCAGACCUGAUUCAGCUAGUGGAGACCUCAAGCAACAAACUCCUCAAACUGGUGUUUCAAAAUGAGCUGUCCUCCACAACUGAUAACAAGAAGCGCAUGCCAACCCUGAGUGGCCAGUUCCGUCAGUCUCUGGAUUCCUUGAUGAAAACACUGGCUGUGUGCCAGCCCUAUUUCAUACGUUGCAUUAAACCCAAUGACUUCAAGAAGCCCAUGCUGUUUGACAGAGAGCUGUGCAUGCGGCAGCUCCGUUACUCUGGUAUGAUGGAGACCAUCAAGAUCCGGAAAGCUGGGUAUCCUGUGCGCUACACCUUCAGUGAGUUUCUAGAUCGCUACCGCGUACUUCUGAAAACUAUUGUUUUAUUCAAACAGGAAAGUAAAGAGAAAUGCUGUGAAAGCAUUUGUGAGUCUGUGCUUGUUGGCGAGGGCGACUGGAAGACUGGCAAGACCAAGAUAUUCCUCAAGGACUUCCAUGACACCAUGCUUGAAGUGGAGCGAAUAAAAGAACUCCAUCAGAAAGCACUUUUGAUCCAGAAAGUUCUGAGAGGUUACAAAUACAGGAGACAAUUCCUGAGAAAAAAGAAAGGUGCUAUUGUCAUUCAGAAACACUGGAGAGGCCACAAAGGCAGAAAGCUGUACAAAGUGGUCCAGCUGGGCUUUGCAAGGCUGCAGGCACAGGUUCGCUCUCGCCAACUCCACUCCCAGUAUAGGAAGAAACGGCAGGCAGCCAUUAUACUGCAGACCCAAGCCAGAGGUUACCUGGCCAGGAAGGAAUGGACGCGUAAGAGAGAGGCUGUGAUCCUCCUGCAGGCACACACCAGGGGUAUGCUGGCAAGAAACGCUGUCAGAAAGAGGAAACGAGAUAUGUACCUCUCUGCUAAAGAGAGAGAAGAAGAACAGCGGGCAAUUUUGGAGAAACAGAAACACUUGGAAGAAGUGCUGAGGCAGAAGAAAGAGAUGGAGGCCAGAGCCCACGCUGAUUCCAUCACAGACCAAGAGAUGGUGGACAGCAUCUUUGGCUUCCUGCCCACUAUUAUUGGAGGGCAGGAGGGGCAAGCACCCGUGGGAUUUGAGAAUUUUGAGAGGAGAAGGAUAAUUAUUGAGGAGAUAGACAUCGACGAACUCCCCAUGGAGGAAGAUCUUCCCAAAGUAGACAAUGAUGAACUGGAUGAGUAUUCCUUCUCCAAAUUUGCCUCCAUGUACUUCCAGGGAGCAGCCACCCACACCCACAUCCGCCAGAGGCUUCAUCAGCCUCUGCUCUACCAUGAGGAUGAGGGAGAUGUUCUGGCUGCACUGACAGUGUGGUGGAUCAUUCUGAGGUUCAUGGGAGACCUUCCUGAGCCAAAGAAGCAGGUCCGGGUCCAGGGAGCCUCCACACAGGAACACCUUCUGCCACAGGACUUGAUCUCCAGAAAGGACAGACGUCUCAGCCACAUGGUGGGCCCGGAUCAGAGGGUGCUAAGGAAUAAAAAAGAAAGUCAUCCUUCUCCUAUCCCAGAGGAGUCAACACAAAACAAAAGGGGCUCAAUAUUUACAGACCUUCUGACACGAAACAGGAAGGCUUCUGCUGUGCCAAGUGAGACAGCUCAAAACCCAAAGGCAUACACUGUACCAGAAGGAAACCCUCGAGCAAGAAAGGGAUCCACAUUUACUGACCUAUUGUCUAGGAACAAAAAAGCACCUCCUGUUCAAGAAAAUGGAUUCCAAAAACCCACUUCAAGUUUCAGGAAACCAUCGAUCAUCACGGAGGAGCCAGAUGAUCUGAUGGAGGUGUCAAAGCCUCCCACCCUGCAGACUGUGAAUGAGUACAGUGAUGCCACGACUGCAGAAGGACCCACCCUCAACCGGCCACUGACCUCUUUAGAAAAACUCCACAUUAUUGUGGGAUAUGCCAUUGUUAGACAUGACCUCAGGGAUGAGAUUUACUGUCAGAUCUGCAAGCAGCUUCAUGACAAUAACAACCGCAACAGCUACUUCCGUGGCUGGAUCCUGCUGUCCCUCUGUCUGGGCGUCUUCCCUCCAACUGAGCGCUUUAUAAAGUACCUCCAUAGUUUCAUCCGUUCAGCUCCAGCAGGCUACGCUUCCUACUGUGCUGAAAGACUCCAGCGCACAGUCAUGAAUGGAAUACGAGGAGAACCUCCAGCCUGGCUGGAGCUGCAGGCAACCAAGACAAAAAAGCCCAUAGUUGUGACAGUGAUGCUGAUGGAUGGCUGCUCCGUUAACCUGCCUGUUGAUUCAGCAUCUACCUCCAAAGAGAUCUGCCAACUGGUUUCCAGCAAAGUCAAACUCAAAGACACCUUUGGCUUUUCUCUCUAUGUGGCCUUGUAUGAAAAGGUGUGGGCUCUGGGCAGUGGCCGGGAGCACGUGAUGGAUGCCAUUUCCCAGUGUGAGCAGGAGGUAAAGAGGAGAGGAGGGCAGGAGCAGCAUGCUCCCUGGCGGCUCUUCUUCCGCAAGGAGGUCUUUACCCCCUGGCAUGACUGUAAAGAGGACAAGAUCAGCACAAACCUCAUCUACAAGCAGAUCAUUCACGGUCUGAAGUUUGGAGAGUACCAGACUGAAAAGGAGGAGGAUUUAGUUCAGCUUGCUGCAAAACAUUUAUACAUCCAGCACGGCUCAGACAGCAGUCCUGAAAAUGUGAAGAAAGCUGUUCAGGACUGCAUCAGCAGCUCUCUGCUGGAGGCCAAGUCAGAGUUCAAAUGGGCGCAGAUGGUCAGCACCGCUCAUGCUCAGGGUCCAUACUUGAGUUCAAAACAAAAGGCAGAUUCGGUGAAGGCAGAGAUUGUCAACUACACUCGAGAGAAGUGGCCCAUUUUCUUCUCCAGGUUCUUUGAGGUUGUCAAACUGUCAGGUCCUCCACUGCCAAAGAGAAAGUUCAUUGUGGCCAUAAACUGGACUGGUAUCACAUUCCUGGAUGAGAGAGAGAAAAGGCUGCUGGAGCUCUCCUUCCCUGAGGUGACAGGAGUCAAUACCAUAAGGGAGGGUAAAUCGUCUGGCCAGGCGGUGUGUCUGCUGACACUGAAAGGAGACUUCACUCUGAGUGGACCCACAGCUGAGGACAUGGCUGAGCUGGUUACCAUGUUCCUCAGUGGACUAACAGAGCGAUCUCAGUAUGCUGUGGCCCUGAAGGAAGUCAACAGACAAGAUGACCCCACAUUCCUUAGCUUCAAGAAAGGAGAGCUCAUUAUAAUCAUCAAGGAUGAUGAGUUUUCUCAGCAGCGUGGCUGGAUAAAGGGCCAAACUGAGAGCAGGAGACAAACAGGAGCUGUCCCCACCGAGGCUAUCUUAAUCAUUCCAACACUCAGCAAACCCACCAAUGAGGUCAUGAGCCUCCUCAACCUGUCUCCGAACCAGAGGAAGGACAUCAUACAGGCAAACCUGAAAGAUACAGGCAUGGCGGAGAGAUCGGCUCCUGCCACACUGAAAGAAUUUUCCCUCGAGUACUUCAGGCAGCCUACUAAGGAUGUGAACCUUCAGGUGAUUUCCAGGAAUGUGGCUCCUGAGAGGCUGUGGGCAAACUCCAGAGAGCCAAUCCGACAGCCCCUCCUCAAGAAACUGGUGGGCAACCCAGAGCUCAGCCACAAGGCCUGUCUAGCCUUCACUGCCAUCCUGAAGUAUAUGGGAGAUUACCCCACCAAGCAGAUGCAGAAUCCUCUGGAGCUCACUGACCAGAUCUUUGGCCCUGCCACUCAACAUGAGGCGCUCAGGGAUGAGAUCUACUGCCAAAUCAUGAAGCAGAUGACCAGCAAUAACAAUCGGUUCAGCAUGGAGCAGGGCUGGCAGCUGCUGUGGCUCUGCUGUGGCCUGUUUCCUCCCAGCCAGUCUCUUCUGAGACACAGUCAGCGCUUUCUGGAGUCCCGCCGCAAAGAGCACUUGGCCUCUGACUGCCUGCAGCGUCUGCAGAGCUCUCUCAGGAUGGAGCCCAGGAAGCUCCCACCACACCAGGUGGAGGUAGAUGCCAUCCAACAAAACAGCACCCAGAUCUUCCACAAAAUUCACUUCCCUAAUGACACAGAGGAAAUAUUUGAGGUGGCAACCAGCACCAGGAUCAGGGAUCUCAUCCUGAAUGUCACCAACAAGCUUCAUCUGACCUCAGCAGACGGCUUCAGCAUUUUUGUCAAAACUGGUGACAAGGUCCUCAGUUUGAGUGACACCGACUAUUUCUUUGAUAGUCUGAGACAAAUCACUGACUGGUCCAAGAAGUCCAAGGGAAUCAAAGAUGGUGGGCCAGUCAAUGUACCCUACCAUGUGUUCUUCAUGAGGAAGUUGUGGUUCAAUGUGGUCCCUGGCAGAGACGCACAGGCUGAUCUUAUCUUCCAUUUCCCUCAGGAGCUACCUAAGUACCUGAGAGGCUAUCAUGUUAGCACCAAAGAGGAAAUGGUCAGCCUUGCAGCUCUGCUCUUCAGGAUAAAGGUCAGCCAUGACAAGAGCCAGCUGGUCAUGAUUCCCAAGAUGCUGAAGGAGCUGGUGCCUGUUGACCAACUGAAGGCCAUGUCUGAAAAUGAGUGGAAGAAGAGUAUUAUUGCCUCCUUUAACAAAUCAGCUGCUAUGACUGUUGAAGAAGCCAAAGUAACAUUUCUGAAGGUGGUUUACCGCUGGCCCACGUUUGGCUGUGCAUUCUUCGAAGUGAAGCAAACAUCAGAACCAAAUUUCCCAGAUAUUGUGCGAAUUGCCAUCAGCAAGCAAGGACUCACAAUCAUCCACCCAAAAACCAAGGAUGUUCUGGCAAAUCACCCAUUCAAUCGCAUUGCUAACUGGUGCAGUGGAAGCACCUACUUUCACAUGACUAUUGGCAGUUUGGUCAAGGGGAGUAAAUUCCUGUGUGAAACGUCACUGGGUUACAAGAUGGAUGAUCUUAUAACCUCCUAUGUCAACAUGUACCUCAGAGAGAGGAGGGGGGCACAAACCAGGAACCAGCGCUUCAACAUGUGAGCCUCGCAGUCAGCACCACGGGUGUGAGGCAGCUCUGUAGCUGCAGAUGUGAACCGACACACUCAACAUGUUGUUCAUACACACUCACAGAGCGAGGCUAGUCCUCUGGUUCUGAAAGAGCAAUCAGCUUUAUUUGUGUGAAGGAAAGACACUGAUUUAUAUACGAGACAAAAUGGUGCCUAACACAAAUCAUCUAUCCAUAACCCAGCUUAGAUGCCAGCAUUUUAUACGUUUCCCCACUUAAAGUUCAUCAGUUGACUAACACUUACUGCCUGUGCGUGUGUUAUGUUAUUAUAUGUGUGGAGUUUUCACACUCCAUCUAUUCAGGGCUUUCCUGUGCAUUUCCAUUGUGUAUUUUAUCUGUGUCUGAUGAACACAUUUACAAUUAUUUUUAAGCCUUUAUAUGCACAGAAAGCAUAGUUUUGCAUAUUUAUUUAGGUUGGUGGUGUGUAUUUGUGGAUAGGAGAAUGCAUUUGUGAACAUCAUAAGUUAUUCACAAUGCAUCAUAUCUUCUAGUUAAUAGAUAUGUUGGCAGUUUAAUAGGAACACCUAGCUAAAACUAAUGCAGGCUAAUCUAACAAUAAAUCCUCCUUUAUGAAGGUGAAAUGUUCAGUUUGUCUUCAUCGUGUUGGUUCAUGUUGGAGAAUGUAGUUUCUGCUGCCUUUGAAUUGCCUUAUACUAACGUGUCUAGCUUUUGGCCAUUCCAUUUGUUUCAGUGACCUCAAGCUACAGUAAAUAACAGAGAUAAUGAAUUAUAAUGCUGUAUAAUUCAACAGCAGCACAAACUACAGCCUCCAAAAUGACUGGACAGUUGAAUCAACACCUCUUUAAAGCCUAUGUUUCCUCCUUCAUAGAACACUGGGAAAAACUUUUUUUUCUGUUUUGCAAAAUAUAAGUUGUGCCUAAGUUGCGGUCCAUGUUUGCCAGCUUGCAGUCUGCCUUAUCCUUGGCUUUGUUUUGCUUCAUUUCUGUGCUGCUUUGCAUGUUACUGCCCCCAAUUGCCAGUAACUAGAAUAGCAUGAAACAGGAUGUGAACUGUGUCGCUCACAUCUUUGCACACACAGAUGUGCAUCCACGUGUAUGUACAUAAUCAAAACAAAACACAGACCCACCGGUGAAAGCAUUGCUGUCGAUCUAACAGUACCUUUUUAAUAAGGCUAUUGUAAGAACAUUUGUGCUUCAGUUGAUUUUGCUUUCACAUGACAUUCAAUGAAACAGUUGAAUUAUUU